This is a messenger RNA of Oryza sativa Japonica Group (Japanese rice), 2331 nucleotides long. RefSeq names its product putative B3 domain-containing protein Os03g0621600. Lineage: Eukaryota; Viridiplantae; Streptophyta; Magnoliopsida; Poales; Poaceae. Gene Ontology annotation, molecular function: DNA binding. The record is from RefSeq and is a predicted model, not a curated record.
CCAACUCUGCUCCCUCCACUGAAAAUGGAUUAAUGCAGAAGUGCAGAGAUGCAAGUGCGUAUUUAAUGCAGCUAGUGAGUGAAUGGAAGCCUAAUAUUUUAUUAAUAGGCAUUAAGAAGCUGUAGGAGCACUUGGUUCUCCUGCUGAAACAAUUUCUGCUUUUCAUAUGCAGCAAGUUCACUGUAAGCUUGAUACAGAAUGCUUGCGUCUAGCUGGUUGUAAGAAGAACUAAGAAAGAAAAGGAUUUGGCGCAUACCCCCUGAUAUCUGACAAAAUCUGAAUGUUUUUUUAGCCCUUUUCCUGUUUGCUAAAACUUCCCCCAAAUUUUACUUGGAUAACGUCAUUUUUCUUUAUGUAUGUGUAGUUAUAAGAUGAGAAGGCCUGGUGCGAGAUGCAGGGAAGGACAUGCACAUUUCAACGGGAACCACAUAGAUGGGCAAUAUAAGAAUUUCUUCAAGGUUAUGAUUGGUCGCUUUCGUGAGAGAAUGAUCAUACCAAACGAAUUUCUUCAAUAUUUCAGGGGUAAAAUACCAAGAACUAUAAAGCUGCAAUUACGCGAUGGUUGCACUUAUGAUGUUCAAGUCACUAAGAAUUUGGGCAAAAUAUCCCUUCAAUCAGGAUGGAAGGCAUUUGUGACUGCUCAUGACUUGCAAAUGGGAGAUUUUCUAGUAUUCAGUUAUGAUGGGAUCUCCAAAUUGAAGGUUCUGAUCUUUGGUCCAAGUGGCUGUGAGAAAGUGCAUUCACGCUCUACAUUAAAAAAUGCUACACAUUGUGGUGAGAAGUGGGAAGAACCCCUGCACAUUUCAAGCAAUUCGCAUGAUCUUCCUGUGAAAUCACCACAAAAUGUAAGCAAAUCUGAGAAACAAUGGGAUAGCUCAGAACAAGAAAACGACACCGCGAAUAUCGAAGAAGUUGCAUUGCAAGGAGAUGAUCUCCAAGGGCAUCCGGUUCUGAAUUGCAUCCUCCCAAAGCACACCCGCCUUACAGAUAUGCAGAAGCAGCAGCUGGAAAGCAAAGUUGGAGCUAUUCAUUCUGAAAUCCCCAUCUAUGGGUGCAUCCUUAGGAAGAGUCGCGUCCACGGAAAAUCUCAAACCGUAGACAUAUGUCGAGAAUAUGCAGAUGUAUAUCUUCCAUUCAAGGAGUUAAACAUGACGCUUCAACGUCAUGGCAAAAAUUGGGAGGUGCUAUGUCGCACUAAGGAUACAAGAACCAAAAGGCUCUCGACAGGGUGGAGUCGGUUUGCACAGGAAAACAAUUUGCAGGUGGGAGAUAUCUGCCUCUUUGAGCUACUGAAGAAGAAGGAAUACUCGAUGAAUGUUCAUAUCAUUCCCAAAAAAUGAACAAGAGAAGUUCUUGUGCGAAUGGAUGGAGUAAUAAUGGUGCUGGGUUUUGGAAUGGUCUAAUUGUGCCUUUUGCGGUUGAUAAGCUUCUAGAUUUCUCUGUUGAUACACUUUUAUAUAUAAGUGAUGACUACCUGUCAGUUAUAAUUCAUAAUGAGUCUAUGGGCUUGUUUGGUGUAGUACCCUACCAAAGUAUUGGUAGUGUCAAAACUUAAGGUAUGUUUUGGCAUUACCAAUAUUUUGGUAUGGUAGCAUUUUAGGUGAAUGGAUUUGGAUUGAUACCAAUUGGAAGCUAAGUUUUAUAUUAUAGUCAAGAAAGUUCUAGAAUUAUGCCAAAUUAAUCAUAGGCAUUACCAUUCACUUGGCUUCAAACCAAACCAUUACAUUCACUAUUCAAACUACUAAACAAAUUGGUAGGGCACAUUUUGGCAUCAAUCCAAAAUAGCCCUAUAUCCAUCACCUGAUUGGUUUGUUUUCUACAGUAUUGUGGUACAUUCUGGAUUUGAUAGCAAGUUCGUGCGAAGCUCAAUCGAGCUCAUUUGAACGAGCACAAGUUGUUGUCACUUUUGGAUUUAAUUUUACAAAAUUGAUGGAUGUAUACCUCUCUCUAGUAUUGUUUGUACCAUGUGAAGUGCAACAAAAAUAAGAGAGAGACCACCUCAAAACACUAGUGUAUGUCUAUGUUUGGGAGAGACAUGGGGGAUGAGAAGGUAAAAAAAUAAAAUAAAAAAAACAGAGGUUGUCAUCCAAAAGCGACGAAGCGAAUGAGUGGGCUGCCAUUGCGGCGAGGUUGCUCACCGGUGUCACCGGAGCGGGCUGAAAUCGAGGAAGGAGGCGACCUUGCGCCGCCGCCGCCAAAGUUUCUUCUUCCUCCGAUCUCCUUCUCCGGCGGCUGUCAUCUGGGUGCGGCGAGCGGGAGGAGUGUGAAGCCGGAGAGCUUCAUCGAGGGAGAUGCAUGGCGGGAGCCUCAUCAGUUGCCCAUAUUCCCUAA